This is a messenger RNA of Lolium rigidum, 754 nucleotides long. Its product is annotated as low molecular mass early light-inducible protein HV90, chloroplastic-like. Lineage: Eukaryota; Viridiplantae; Streptophyta; Magnoliopsida; Poales; Poaceae. The record is from RefSeq and is a predicted model, not a curated record. The transcript has a single exon. The coding region runs from base 128 to 649 and encodes 173 amino acids.
ACAUCAUCCCGACGACACAGAGAGCUGAUCAUCAGACAUUCCCCUGCAACUUAACUGUGCUGCCGGAUUCCUAGUUAGCAUCCUGCACGGCUGCACUUCCCAGCUUGAUUUUCAGAGCUGCUGAUUAAUGGCGACCAUGAUGGCCAUCACCUCGUUCGCCGGUGCCGCCGUCGGGCUUCAGGGAGCAGGUGGCCGCUUCGCUGCCGGCUCUCCGCCUAUGGCGCUGCGCCGACGCACCGUCGCUGUCAGGGCCCAGGCCGACGAGCCGAGCACGCCACCACCCAACAAGCCCAAGGCGAGCACCUCGAUCUGGGACGCGCUGGCGUUCAGCGGCCCUGCGCCGGAGCGCAUCAACGGGCGACUUGCUAUGGUGGGUUUCGUGACGGCGCUGGCCGUCGAGGCGGGGCGCGGCGACGGGCUCCUGUCGCAGCUGGGCAGCGGCACCGGCCAGGCGUGGUUCGCGUACACUGUGGCGGUGCUGUCCGUGGCGUCGCUGGUGCCGCUGCUCCAGGGCGAGAGCGCCGAGGGCAGGGCCGGGGCCAUCAUGAAUGCCAAUGCCGAGCUUUGGAAUGGCCGUUUUGCCAUGCUCGGCCUCGUUGCGCUCGCCGCCACCGAGAUCGUCACGGGCGCGCCCUUCAUUAACGUGUAAACCUAUUUUGUUGUCGACCGGAUAACACAACUUGUAUCUAGCUAGGACAUGUAACAGUCGCUACUACUGAUCCUCAUAUACACUAAUCAAAAACAGUUCGUACUA